Messenger RNA from Panicum hallii, 1223 nucleotides. RefSeq lists its product as uncharacterized. The record is from RefSeq and is a predicted model, not a curated record. The coding region runs from base 80 to 853 and encodes 257 amino acids. The transcript has 3 exons. Gene Ontology annotation, cellular component: plasma membrane. NCBI's taxonomy places the organism in Eukaryota, Viridiplantae, Streptophyta, Magnoliopsida, Poales, Poaceae.
CCCAAGUCCCCACCGCCGCGAAGCUACCACUAGUCCGUCCCCAACCGGAUCCCCCGAUUCCCCCGCAACCGCGUCGGCGAUGGCAUCCACGGCGUCCACCGGCGCCGGCGCCGGCGACGGCGAGAAGCCCUACGCGCACCUCGCGAGCCCGCUCCUCGCGCCGCCCCAGCCCCCGCAGCAGCCCUACUACGCCUACCCCGCCGCCGCCUACGCGCACCCCGCGGCCCCUCCCCCGCCGCCGCCCCCGACGCUCGUCUUCGUGCCGGCCCCCUGCUCCCCGGUGCUCGUCCGCCUCCGCCGCCUGCGCCCGCGCCGCGCGCGGGGCCUCUGUCGCGCCUGCGCCCGGACCCUCCCGCUCCUCCUCGCCCUCGCGCUCCUAGCCGGCGCCGCCUUCCUCCUCUACCCCUCGGCCCCCGCCGCGCGCGUCGAGGGCCUCCGCGUCGACCGCUUCCGCGCCGACCCGCCCGCGCUCGACCUUGGCCUCGCGCUGCGGCUCCGCGUCCGCAACACGGGCUUCGUCCUCCCGCUCCGCUACCGCGCGGUCUCCGCCGCCGUCUCGUACCGCGGCCACCUGCUCGGGUCCGCCCAGGCGCGGCCAGGGUCCGGCGAGCUCGCGGGCAGGGGCGAGGUGUACGCGGAUGCCGAGGUGUGGGUGGACGCCGGGAGGGUGCUGGAUGACGUGGUCGACUUUAUCGCGGACCUGGCCACUGGCUCCGUGCCGCUGGAGAUCGUCACGGAGGUGGUCGGCUCGAUCAGGGUCUUCCGUUUCCACAUCCCUGUGAAGGGGCUCAUAUCGUGCUCGGUGAAUAUCAGCCCAGAGACUCAGAGAAUCAUAAGCCAGGAUUGCUAUUGAGCGACAGUAAUUUGAGCUCUUGAUGGAACAUUGUUUCACGAUUACUCCAAAAGAUACUAUCGAGUUGCCUGCCUGAUGGAACUGGAGUAUAUGCAUGUAUAUAAUUUGGAUAUUGUACUGUGUAGGCUGGAAUAAGAAGCAAACGUAGCAUCAUAUUGGGCCGCAGGGUAUACCCUGUCCUGCAUACAUGUCAGAACUGCUUGUGUCUGUAUCUGUGUUAUUUUGUUCAAUACUAAAGCAUCUAGAUGUACCAUAGCAUAGAAAUUAAUCAUGGUGUAUGAUUGGACCUGAACAUGUAUGUGGAGUGGUAACUUAUGAUUGGUGGUGAUAAUUGAAUUGAAGCGUGAUACCUGGAACGUUCCUGAGUCAA